AUGAGCAAUUGCUUUGAAUUACAAAAGAACAAACUCAUCUGGAAUGGCGACUUAAGCGAAUUAAAGUCCUACGUCGCAGAAAAGUUAAACAUAAAUGGUAAAUGGAAAUCACCGUCAGGUGGACGCUGGUUAUUUACUAGCGAUGCUUUGUCUAUAACCUGGUAUUGUAAAAGCAAAACUGUCUUAUUUCAAGGUCCUCGUGGCAGCGAAGUGGCUGACUCUUUGAAGAAAAAUAUCGAUGCAUUGCGAAUUGCAAUAGUGAAAGAUGCCGAGCUAAUCAUUGCUACCCCUGCUGUUUCCGAAAGACGGAAUGAAUCUAUCGAUAAUCAGUGUAGUCUCAGUAUUAACAAUUCUAACUCGAACAUGUUUGACAGAUCUAGUAAUACAACAACAACUAUCAACCGAAGCGACUCGGAUGCUAGCGAAGGAAAAGCAAAUGAGCAAGAAAUGUGUUCACACAAGCAGAACGAAGGCGAUUAUAUAAUGAAUUGCAAAGACUGUAGUAAAUUAUCUGUAGAAGUAGCAGAAAUUAAAUUGGACUUGGCAUUAUUAUUCCUAAAAGUUAAUACUGCUGAAGCUCCCGCUACAUGUGAAUGCAAUCGGCUACGAAACGAAAAUCAGCUAUUGAAACAAGAAAUUAAAUUACUCAAGGAAACACUGCACGGCAAGGAAUUGUCAAAAUCGCCAAUUAACAUUGCUAUCGAUAAUAUGAAUAAUCAACCAACCAUCACUGACAAUGACUCUGUUAUACUAAUUGAUAUAGAAGAAUCUGAAGUUAACGUAAACACUAAUAUGAAUAAUUUACCAUCUGCGACAUACAAAGAGAAACAAUAUAAUACCCGAGGGCCAGUUGUUAAUGACUCUCUUAUGAAAUAUAGAAAUCCCAAUAAACCAGUCGUGCAAGACUCCCUGACCUCAUUCGACCAUCUCCUAAAAGAAAAGGCCGCCUUAAACGCCAACAUGCAUCGUCAUAAGAGGAAUCAAGUGCAUAAUUCUCCAACUAACA
Paramuricea clavata is the source of this 1006-nucleotide messenger RNA. The record is from the annotation of a GenBank genome assembly. NCBI's taxonomy places the organism in Eukaryota, Metazoa, Cnidaria, Anthozoa, Malacalcyonacea, Plexauridae.